Molecule: messenger RNA, 524 nt
Organism: Acanthoscelides obtectus
Lineage: Eukaryota; Metazoa; Arthropoda; Insecta; Coleoptera; Chrysomelidae
Source: the annotation of a GenBank genome assembly
AUAAUCGAUGCACAACUGUCACUGUAAAUAUCACACGAUUCAGUAACACUGUUCAUGACGCAGCACAUGAGAUUAAUUGACGAUUUAGUCAUAACAUUUGUACGGCCAGCUUGACAAUAGAAUGACGUUUGUUGUCGACUCCCUAGCCUUGGAACGCGGAAACAUAUUUUUUCAAGUAAAUUUUGACAGUCAAUUGUAUUGUGAAUGAAGCCAUACAAAAACGACAAAGCAAAUAUGUUUCGUCUUGUUGACAGUGAAUCCAAACUGAAAAACUCUAAUAGGGCACUAUGGUCACAAAAUAAGUCAACCUAGACUUUACGAGCUCAAAGCUAACGCAGAAGUAGAUGACCGUGCUUCACUCACCUAGUCUGCUCUAAAGACAUUCAGCUCAGGAAGUUCUAGCCUUCAUUAUGAAGUGAAAGAACAGAAGAUAUGUGGAUUUGAGGAUUUGGGUACACUUGCACGGCAGCAAAGAAAAAGCAAAACAUGGUCUUGUGUUUAUGGUAAGAGGGAUACAGAAAAAC